GCCAGCCAGAGGCACGGAGGCGCUCAAGUGACGCUGAUAUCUGUGGUAGCACGGGCUCGCGUCUUGCGCCGCCUGUAGCAUCCGUGAGACGCGGAAAAAGCGGGAAAAUCCGUGACGCAGACGAGAAGCGCGCAUGACAUCGAUUGCGAACGCGGAGCCGGCGAGUGAAGGAUGGAUGCGCGUCUGGGUGCUUCUAACGCUGCUGCCCGGACGGUUUGACAUGCAGAUGUAUAGCAGGCGCAGUGAACAUGCAUUCGAGGCAGUAUUUGCCGGUUAGAAGUACGCGUGGUACGCUUCCGCGUGUGUUUAUCUCGGUGCUACCGCACCGCCGUACGGCUGGGAUUAAUGGUGGCGUGUGAACGCGCUUCGCUGGGGGCAGACGAACCGGCACACUUCGUAUGUGGCUCAGAAACAAUGCGUGGAACGGUGUAGUCGGUUUUAAGAGUAGCCGCUUGUGUACGGAAAAUAGAUAUGCGUGCCUACAGAAACGCUUAGAUGUAGGGCUAACCAACCCAACGGGAAUACCACGUCAUGUGGCGUUCUAGAAUUUCGUUAGUGAUACGGCGUCGGUAGCAUAAAAGACGAAUGUUUUGAAACGUCGUGUGCCUACCCUCUGUUGUGUUUGCAACGAUCUCGCAUCACUAUGUAGAGAGUGUAAUCGCUACAGAGUCAGCAAGUCACUCGGAGGUCUUCGCGAGAGAGACGGAUAGAGAGGAAGAGAGAGAUCGAGAGGAGAAAGAGAGAUAGAGAUAGCUAGAUAGAAAGAGAGAUAGAGCGAGAAAGAGAGAGAUACACAAAAAGGUGUACCGUUGAAGGGAACGAUGUGCACGGUAAAACCUAACGGAAACAACCACAUGGCCGACAUGAAGAGUUCAAACUCCAGCUCCAAUGUUCAGUUCGAGUUGGGGAGCCGAGCCGACAUGGAUAGGGACCAUCUCCAGGAUGAAGGCACCGAUGCUGAGAAGGAGCGUCUGCGAGACGACCCCUCGUUCAGUCCUGGUGACUCCGCGGCGAACCCGGUGGUGGGCGGCGCACCUCCCAUCAUCCCGUUCCAGUUCUCGCACCUGGACUUUCCGAAACCGAUAGAGAAGUAUUUCGGCGACCUGGCGGAUCUGAGUAAGACGAAGCACCGGGGCAAACACCCAAAGGCGACAUUGCAGGCAACGGCCUACAAUUUCCUGGAGCGUCCCAGCGGCUGGAAGUGCUUCAUCUACCACUUUAUUGUAUUCAUGAUGGUACUCAUAUGCCUUAUAUUCAGUGUUCUUUCAACGAUAGACCAAUACGAAAAUUUUGCACAGAAAUCUCUAUUCUGGAUGGAAAUAGUGCUUGUGUCAUUCUUCGGGGUAGAAUACUCAGUGCGCAUAUGGUCCUCGGGGUGUAGAAGCAAAUACAUGCAUCUGAAGGGUCGCAUUAAAUUUGCCAGAAAACCGAUAUGUAUCAUAGAUUUAAUCGUGGUGAUUGCCUCAUUGGUGGUUUUGGUGGUUGGGUCUAAGGGGCAGGUGUUUGCAACAUCGGCUAUCAGAGGAGUCCGAUUCCUGCAGAUCUUGCGCAUGUUGCAUGUUGACCGGCAGGGAGGAACGUGGCGCCUCCUGGGAUCAGUCGUUUUCAUUCAUCGUCAGUGCCUUUGGAGGUGCUACUCUGCAGAUAGGAACCAUACCUCUAAGGCAACAUGGAAAAUCCACCUCCCCGAGAGCACCCAGGUGAAGGGGGUGCGCUCUGACUCUGCUAUGGGACGCCUCGCUAAGAAGGCCACCAUGCUGAAGCGGCGUCGCUCCAAGUUAAAGUUGGAGGUUUGCCUGUCAUCUUCUAAUCACAUACUGAAAGGGCAGGAGGCAGACGAAGACGUUGUUUUCUACACAGAAGAACCCAAAGCUGGCACACCGAAUCGCCACCGAGGAGAGGGGCGAGCUCAACUGUCCAGCACCACUACCAGCUUGGGAGGCGGGGACAUGGCCAGCGACGAUGUAGACAUAGAUAACGAGCAGAAUUACGAAAAUACGCCGAGGAUUACUCAGUUAACGGACACACACAAGGCAGCGAUACGAGCCAUACGCAAAAUAAGGUAUUUUGUAGCAAGGCGAAAGUUUCAGCAAGCUCGCAAACCGUACGACGUGCGGGACGUGAUAGAGCAGUAUUCUCAGGGUCAUCUCAACAUGAUGGUCAGAAUCAAGGAACUACAGAGAAGAUUAGACCAAACGUUAGGGAAGCCGGGUUCAUAUGUAUCGCCACAGGAGAGAGGCAAGCAGACGGUCACGAUAGGCGCAAGGCUGCUGAGAGUAGAAAACCAGAUAAAUAACAUGGACAGAAAGCUAGACAACAUCUUGUUGCUGCUAGGCAAAGUGGUUAACCAGCGACCAGAUUCGUCACAGCCACAGAGAGCAAUUCUGCCACCAAACUCAUCGACCAUGCCUCUGAUGUAUAAUACGUUCGGCCCAUCAUCCUCGAGUCAGUCAUUGAUAAAGGAAAAUGAUGUGUGAAACACCGGGGAAGAUAGCUAGCUGCGCACCUCACCGUCAUUGGAAUGGUAGCGGGCUAGAACAUGCAAGCUGGAGCUUCCUCUCCCGCCCCUUACUGAGAGAGGAGAUUGCCCUCCUCCGCCGAAUACACGGACGUGUGACAUCGAACCUCCGGCAGCUUGAAGCCAGAGAGCAUGUUGCUAUCGGAAGAGCUAUUUCUACGCGUCAUCGCCGAUAGCUUGAACACAGCGGCUCUCUGCGCUAUACGCACAGUUGUGAGCAAAGGUGGCACGUGACGUCAGAGGCAACAGUGCGAAGGAACGUCGUGACUGGUGAUAGCGGAGCGGGUGCGGCACACCAGGUGAGAUAGGCAGUUGGAACCUCUCACGCCGUGUUCGUGUGAAUCACGCGCAAAUGAGAGGGGAGCCCAACGAACUUCAUGUUUGCAGUGCAUUCCCAUAGAUUACCGAAGUAAUACCCUCAUUGGGAUUGUUUGUAUUUGUGAUUUUAUGUAGCUCUCUAAUACAUAUUGUGCCGUGGAGAAACAAUAAUUUACCAAGCACAUUACUGUAACAUCAAACUGCAUGCAGUGCCCCUUCGCUCACUCAGGAUACCACUGCCACAAUGCUAGCACUAUUUUUAA
Priapulus caudatus is the source of this 3099-nucleotide messenger RNA. Its product is annotated as potassium voltage-gated channel subfamily KQT member 1-like. NCBI's taxonomy places the organism in Eukaryota, Metazoa, Priapulida, Priapulimorpha, Priapulimorphida, Priapulidae. The record is from RefSeq and is a predicted model, not a curated record. Gene Ontology annotation, molecular function: voltage-gated potassium channel activity. Gene Ontology annotation, biological process: potassium ion transport; transmembrane transport. Gene Ontology annotation, cellular component: membrane.